This is a messenger RNA of Dromaius novaehollandiae (emu), 923 nucleotides long. It is a transcript of the gene EIF1B, whose product is annotated as eukaryotic translation initiation factor 1B. The record is from RefSeq and is a predicted model, not a curated record. The coding region runs from base 243 to 584 and encodes 113 amino acids. Lineage: Eukaryota; Metazoa; Chordata; Aves; Casuariiformes; Dromaiidae. Gene Ontology annotation, biological process: translational initiation. The transcript has 5 exons. Gene Ontology annotation, molecular function: ribosomal small subunit binding; translation initiation factor activity; RNA binding. Gene Ontology annotation, cellular component: eukaryotic 43S preinitiation complex.
GCACUGGGGCGGCGGUGGCCAUCACGUGCCUGGCACGGCACGGGCGAACGGCCAUUUUACGAGGAGAGACAGCGGCGGCUGCCCGUUAGCGCUCCUUCCCCCUCUGCUUUUGUUAUCCCUCCCCUCACUGUGUCUCCGCCCUCCCCUCCCCCUGCACUGGCAUUGCAGCGCCGCAGACGUGACCCGGGCGGACCCAUCCGCGGCCUUUUCCCCGCUGCUCCAGCCUCUCGCCGCAGAAUCGCAUGUCAUCUAUCCAGAACCUCCAGUCCUUCGACCCCUUUGCUGAUGCAACUAAGGGUGACGACUUACUCCCAGCGGGGACUGAGGAUUACAUUCAUAUAAGGAUCCAGCAACGAAACGGAAGAAAGACACUAACAACUGUUCAGGGAAUUGCAGAUGAUUAUGACAAAAAGAAACUUGUGAAAGCCUUCAAAAAGAAAUUUGCUUGUAAUGGUACUGUGAUUGAACAUCCUGAAUACGGUGAAGUUAUCCAGCUUCAAGGUGACCAGAGGAAGAACAUCUGCCAAUUCCUCUUGGAGAUUGGCAUUGUCAAGGAAGAACAACUGAAAGUUCAUGGUUUCUAAAAUACUUACACUCUCAUGAAGAAUCCUGCAGUAUUUGUACUUAGCUAAGCUGGCUCUUUUGUGGAAGAUGAAUCUUUGCAGUGAAUGGACUUCCCUAUUACCUGAACAUUUAAAAUUUGAUUCAGAUUUGCAUGAUUGCAUGAAACAUGUGGUAUGUAGACUAGAAACACAUAAGAAAACUGCAGUAAGGUGGUAAUGAAGACACUGUGAACUUUAACGCAUUUCCAAUGGAAAUGUUUUAGUGCUGAUUGUUCAGUUUACUGCUCUUCGCCUGACUUAACUGUGUGGGUUGUAUUAAAACUGUGUGUUGCUGCUUAAAAAUAAAAGUUUAUUCCUAUA